AUGGAUUUCUCUACUUUUGAUAAACAAAGUCCGGCUCAUAAUGAUUUUCGUAGUGAUACAUUCACUACUCCCACAACAUCAAUGAUUCAAUCAUUAGCUCAAACCACAUUAGGCGAUGCUGUAUAUAAUGAAGAUUUAAAAACCAUUGAAUUAGAACAAAAAGUAGCUGAAUUAACUGGUAAAGAAGCAGGAUUAUAUUGUGUUAGUGGAACAUUAUCUAAUCAAAUUGCCAUUAGAACUAAUCUUUAUCAACCACCUUUUAGUGUUUUAUGUGAUUAUCGAGCACACGUUUAUGUUCAUGAAGCCGGUGGAUUAUCGACAUUAUCUCAAGCUAUGGCACAACCAAUUAAUCCUAAAAAUGGGAUUCAUUUAACUUUAGAAGACGAUAUUCUACCAAAUUUUAUAAUUGAUGAUGGGGAAAUUCAUGGUGCUCCUACCAAAUUAAUAUGUUUAGAAAAUACAUUACAUGGAAUGAUAUUCCCAAUUGAAGAAAUUAAAAAAAUUUCGAAAUUUUGUCAACAAAAUAAUGUUAAAUUACAUUUAGAUGGUGCAAGAAUUUGGAAUGCAAGUGCUGAAACUGGAAUUUCAUUAAAAGAAUAUUGUUCAUAUUUCGAUAGUGUAUCACUUUGUUUAUCGAAAACUUUAGGUGCUCCUAUAGGUACAGUUUUAGUAAGUGAUAAAAAAUUUAUUCUUAAAGCUAAUCAUUUCAAAAAACAAAAUGGGGGUGGCAUUAGACAAAGUGGAUUAUUGGCAAGUAUGGCAAUUAUCGCCAUUGAUGAAAAUUUCUCAAAAUUGAAACAAACUCAUAUUUGGGCUAAAGAAUUGGGUAAAUUAUGUGAUGAAAAUGGAAUUAUUUUGGAACAUCCAGUACAAACAAAUUUUGUAUUUAUUGAUAUUGCUGCUAAUAAAAUUAAUCCAGAAAAAUUGAUGGAAAUUUCUGAUAAAUAUAAUGUUAAAAUUUAUUCUGGUAGAAUAGCUUUCCAUUAUCAAAUAUCUCAAGAAUCAUUUGAAAAUGCUAAAAAAGUUGUUUUAGAAGUGAUUCAAUAUGCUAAAGAUCAUCCUUAUGAAGAGAAAACUAAUUUUAAGUUCUAUACUAGUGAAAAUAAAUAG
This is a messenger RNA of Candida albicans SC5314, 1110 nucleotides long. RefSeq names its product threonine aldolase. Lineage: Eukaryota; Fungi; Ascomycota; Pichiomycetes; Serinales; Debaryomycetaceae. Gene Ontology annotation, molecular function: L-allo-threonine aldolase activity. Bases 1 to 1110 code for a protein of 369 amino acids. Gene Ontology annotation, cellular component: cytosol. The transcript has a single exon. Gene Ontology annotation, biological process: glycine biosynthetic process; L-threonine catabolic process. The record is from RefSeq and is a predicted model, not a curated record.